Taeniopygia guttata (zebra finch) is the source of this 3497-nucleotide messenger RNA. NCBI's taxonomy places the organism in Eukaryota, Metazoa, Chordata, Aves, Passeriformes, Estrildidae. The record is from RefSeq and is a predicted model, not a curated record.
UUUGACUGGGCCACGGCUGCCGUGAGCAGCGCUUCCCUCACGGGGACCGCGUCUAGGCAGACCUGCUCUGCGGCCAGCUCCGGGAAGAGUGUUACUAAAUGAUCUAGACUAAGCGUGAACUGAGACUGAAAACGUGGAUGGUUGAGAAUCUCCUCAGAGCUAAGACUCCUCGCUCAGGAAUUCAAGAAAGCCUUAUCCAGUAAACCUGGCAUCAACCUUGGGGGAAGUAAUAGCAAAGUAGAUCUGGAGAUCAAUAGCUAAAGAACAAUACAAAGCAAUUGAUCAGUGUGGUCUACAGAAAAGAUGUCUGGAAAGAAGGGUGAUAAGGAGGGUUGCCCUGCUCUUGAAUUGAUUGAUUUCAACAAUGCUUUGGAGCAGUUUCAGAAUCUAGUUGAAAAAAUGAUCAUCCAGAAGACCAAGGAGAGUUCAGGCUUGUAUACUAAAGACAAUGAUGAGAGAGAUUAUGAAAAGUUCUAUACAACCACACGAACACUUUUUGGUUCAGCAGUCAAGGAUCAGGAUAUUCAGGCCUUUUUCAGGAAGGUUAUGAGCAACCUUGAUGAAAGACCAGAGUGGCUUGAGAUUUUUGGCUGUUUCAGAAGAGCAAAUGGUGGCAUGUCUUCCACAUCAAAAGAAAGCAUGGUUUUGCUUGUAUCUGAAAAACAGCAGAUUACUCAUUCAGUUGUCAAGAGAAAAGAUGUGAUCAAGGGUAUAGUGAAGGUGCCCCUUCUGCAUCUCACAGUAACAGCUUCUCAGAAAGGAGUGCUAACUGUUUUUAGAAAACAGAUGAAGGUUCUGACAACCAUCAAUAUUGAAGAUACUGCUUGGAUCACUGGAUGUGAUUUCCUGCCUAAUCUGAAAUAUGUCGUGGCUGUAACUGAAAGCACAAUCAUUCUCUGGGACUAUAAAUCAAAAGAGAGCAAGAGUGAUGGCUUUGUCAUCAAACCAAUGAAAAAUUGUCUGCUCUGUGUUUGCACGGUGACUGUGGCAGAUAACCUGGCUAAGGAUACCAUCUUAAUGGGAGAUGAUAAGGGUUAUGUUUAUCUGCUUACUAUCACCAGUGAUGACUUCAUAAUGAAACAAUCUAAAGCUGAAAAAGAAGCACAGUUUAAAGUCUUGGAUGCUGAAUCUUUUGACAUUCCUAAACGCAAGCUACAUGAUGACUGGGUUGGGAAGAUUAAGUAUUUUUCUGCCCUAAAAUGUUUUGGAUCCUGCUCCACAGACAGUACUAAUUCGUUUGUUUUGGAUGACAUAAAGCGACUAGAGGACCAUUUACCUGUAAAGGAAUUUUCUGUCCCUAAAGGAGUAAAUGCCUUCACAUACUGUGGAAAGGCAAAAGUCAUUGUCACUGGAGGUAAUGACAGAAUCCUUCGGUUGUGGAAUCCUGUUGUUAACUUUAGUCCUAUGGGGAAGCUAUUAGGACACAAACAUAGUAUUGUGGAAAUUGUGACAAAUGAAAAAGAUCAACAUGUUAUCAGCCUUUCCUGUGCAAAGGUUUUUAGAGUGUGGGAUAUACAGACUCUUUCACCGCUGCAGGUCUUCUAUGAAGAUCAUGGGACUCCAGAAGAGAUGAAUUCCUUUCCCAUGGUAUUUGACAAUGAUCAUGGCCUGCUUUUCACAGGUUCAGAUGUCAUUGAUAUUUAUCCCCUAGCUAAUGUGAUACAAGAUUCAAAAGAGUUGCCUCAGACACAUGAGAAGAGCCUCAAUGUUCUGCUUUACAAUAGGGCUUGUCACCAGAUUCUCAGCAUUUGCACUGAGUCAAUACUAAAGGUCUGGGACCUAGAAACAGGAUCUCAAAUAUAUCAACUAGAAGAUGCACAUGGGCUGAAUAUUGAGGUGACCUGUGCAGCCAUUGAAAGAAAUGGGGUUUAUCUUGCUACUGGAGCAUGUGAUGGAACAGUGAAAAUCUGGGAGUUUGAAAGCGGUCAAGAAAUUAAGGCCUUGCCUUUAGCGCAACACAGCAAUGAUGAGCAUCGUAUGCUGAAGAUAGUAUAUCUGAAGGCUAAUGAGGGUCAACAUGCAGUUAUUGUUUUGGAGCAGAGAGGGAAGAUAAAAAUCAUUCAGGGUGACUCAACUCAAACAGAUCUGUAUGUCACAUGGGUGCUUCCUGAGAUAGUGCCUUUUCCACGAAGGAAUCCAGUUGUGUAUCUGUCUCUGAAGCCUGCCUCCUUAAAAACACAAGAUUUUUUUCCAGAGAUUCGUCUUCUGUGUAACACCAGUUGCAUGAAAAAUGACACAGAGACUUUUUUAUCUUCUGUGGAUUUUAGGUGUUUUGAUGUUUUAAAAGUAGAAGGAGGCAGAUUGAUAGCUACAGGAAGUGCAAAUGGUGAAAUAAAUUUGUGGGAUUUUGAAUCUGCCUCUGUGAAAUGCCUGCGUAAAACUACUGAAGACAAUCAGGGCUCUGGAGUCAAUGCCAUAUUAUUCCUUGUACAUAGGAUUUCCUCUUCCAGGAAAAGAAGUUCCCAGUCCCCUACUCCUUCUGUGAGGAGUGAUGCCAGUGCCAUUGCAGAGCAGAAAGGAAGUUCUUCAGACCAGCAUGAGAAAAAUGCAGAAAGUGAUGAAAUUAAUACUGAAAUAAAAACAGCAGAAGAAACAACUAGCUGUAAGGACACCCAAAAUCCAAAGAUGAAUGAACAGUUGUUGAAGGCUAGAGCAGGACUAUCACCUCUACUGGCUUCUGCUCAUGAAAGUAGCUGUAUCCGCCUAUGGAGUAUUCAGGGAAACUUGAUGAAAGAACUUCUGCCAUUUUCAGGAUGUCCCUCAGGUCCUCUGACAGUACUGUGUACAGACAUCUUCACUAAAAUUCUUUUGACAGGCAGUAAAGAGGGAUAUAUUUUUCGCUGGAACAUGGCCUCAUUCUUAGAAGAUUCACGAAAUAAAAAAAAUGAAAUAAAGGAGGAGCUCUGCUGGAGGGCACAUGCUGCUGAAGUGGUUGACUUAUUUAUUGAAGAGGAGAAAAAUGUGGUAGUGACAGCAUCCAUUGAUAGUUCAGUCAGGGUUUGGCAUGCCAGGAUUGGAUAUUAUUUUGGUUACUUUGGACAAGCCAGGAAGUUUGAAUUAACAGAUACCAGUCGGUUGAUUUUGCCUUCUGAUGUUAAUGAUUUUUCUGCUAUAAUUAAAGAGGAGAGCAAACAUACGGAAAAGAAGGAGGUUCUAUAUCCUCUCGUGCUGGACAGAGACAAGUUGAAGUCACUGACCGGAUCACCUUCAGAUUUAGAAAAGGCUGGACAUGAGGAAGCAGUUCAUGGCUUCAAGUUUUUCAGAGCUCUGGCUCCUGAAAAGCUCCAACAUUUGGAAACUUUUGAGUUUGUAAGCAAAGAGGCUGGUGCAGUAUUCGGGUUACUUCCUAUCUAUGAGCUUGAGCAUCCAAUUGAAGUGAGCAUGCCAAACAGUCUUCAAAGGAUCAAAGCUGAGAAGUCUGGUCACAAGGGACGGGAAAAGCAUCCAGAUUCCAUUGAGGACUUGAGUCAAGACAAAUAAAUGUAGUUUCAUUUCUU